AUGACUGGGCUUGGAUUAGAUUUCAUCCUCAAAACACAGUUUACUAAAGAAGCAGGGAGCCGAGCGGGAGAGGGGGUACCGCAGAUUGCCGUUGUCAUCACAGACGGCCAGUCACAGGAUGAGGUUGGUCCACCUUCAGACGACUUGAGGCGUCGUGGAAUCGUACUCUACGCUAUUGGCAUCAGAGACGCGGACAUAGAACAGCUGAGGAAGAUCGGCAGCGAGCCACAUAACCAACACGUGUACAUGGUCUCGGACUUCAGCGCUCUGCAAGGGUUUGCGGAUGUCUUUCUCCUGGUGGACAGCUCAAUAAAGCAACAGACCCUGGUUAAGAACCUUCUUACUCAGCUGCAAAACCAGCUCAAAAUCAGUAUUGACAACAAUCACAUGGGCUUGGCCCAGUUCAGUGAUGACGUCAAUGUAGAGUUUUAUCUUAAUCAGUACAAAUCCAAACGAGACAUUCUUCAAAAAAUCAAGAGCUUCAGACUGAAACCUGGUGAUUUAAGGAGAAUUGGAGCAGCACUGGAUUACGCCCGCACUAAAUUGCUCACCCCAGAGACCGGAGGUCGACUCUACCCGGGUUUCAGGCAGUACCUGGUCCUCAUGGUGGCAGGAGGAUCAGAUGAUAGUGUGUACAGACAAUCACAGCUGCUCAGAGACCAGGGUGUUACAGUGAUUACAGUCGGGUUUGAUAACGCAGACCCCAUGGAAAUGCAGAUCAUCGCCACGAAGCCCUCUCUGUCCAAGACAAUGGGGAACACUGACCAGAUAAUUCAAGACAUCAGGACUAAUGUUGAAACAUCAGGAGAACUAAAUGUUGCCAACGAAUGUGAACAAUCCACGGUGUCAGAUAUUGUAUUCAUUGUGGACCAAUCCAUCGCGACAGACCGUGAAGAAUUUCAGAUUGUUCUGAACUUCCUAUACAACAUUCUAGCUGGUCUGGACAUCAGUUCAAACAAAGUUAGAGUGGGUGUAGUGCUAUAUGGUGACGAACCCAAAGCUGAAAUAUACUUUAACACCCAUAGGAAUAAAGAGAACAUCCUUCAUCACAUCAAGAAACUUCCUUAUGUGAACACAACCACUGCAGACACUAGGAAGGCACUGCUCUUUGUGAAGAGUGACGUGCUCACCACCAAGAGAGGAAGUAGGUUCAUGACAGCUGUUCCUCAAGUUGCUGUUGUCAUCACAACCGGGCAUUCCACAAGUGAUGUCAGAGGUGCAGCUGUGGAAUUGCAGAGGUUUGGGCCUGGACUGAAGGUCUUCGCAGUGGGAGUGAAGAACAUGAACUUGAAAGGACUGGAGCAUAUCGUGUCAUAUCCAAUGCCAACCUUCCUCUUCACUGUAGAAGAACUAGCAAAUCUCGUCUCCAUACAGAAAUAUGUAAGAACAAGCAUUUGCCAUGUAACUGUAAACCCUCAAAGCAGGAAAAGACCUCUCUAUCCUGGAACGUCUGGAGUAGGUGUCCCUGGGAUUACUUUGAUCAGGACAGAGCCUUUGAAAACAGGUUGUUUUAAAACAGAACAAGUAGAUCUGUAUUUCUUAGUUGAUCAGUCUUCAAGCAUUCAGCAACCUGAAUUCGAGGAGAUGAAAAAGUUUAUUCAAGAGUUUUUGAAUGUUUUUCAAAUUGGGCCCAACCAGGUCCGUGUAGGUCUGGUUAAAUUUUCUGACACAGCAGAAAUCCAGUUCAAUCUUGUGGAUACGACAGAUAAGGCCGCAAUUGAACAUACAGUUCAAGGCCUUUUUUUGGAUGGGGGAAAUACAUUCAUGGGUAAAGCGCUACAGAAAAUGCAAGAACUAUUUCAACAAGCAAAAGAGAACCGAACAGAUCCAGACAUACCAAGGAUACUGAUCAUAAUCACUGAUGGAGAAUCAACUGAUGAAGUAGCAAAACCUGCUGCAGAGCUGCGUGACCAAGGAGUCGAUAUCUAUGCAAUCGGUGUGAAAGAUGCAAAGGAAAGCGAACUGCUGGAGAUCUCUUGUGAGAAAAGCAGGACUUUCUCUCUCAGCAGCUUCGAUGCCUUAUCCACGACCGAAGAUGCUAUCGUUCAGCAGAUGUGUUCCAGAAAAGCUUGUAAGGAUGUGAGAGCAGAUGUCAUCGCACUGGUGGAAUCUUCGGCCAUGAUUUCGCCAGCAGACUUUCAUAACAUGACACACUUCAUCAAGUUCCUGAUGGAUCAGUUUGAGCUUGGGCCUGAUGCGGUGCGAAUGGGCCUGGUGCAGUACGGCACAGAGCCAAAGCUACUGUUCCGGCUCAGUGGUGACAACAAGCACGACAUGAUAACGAAAAUCGACGCCAGCAUGGUUGAAGUGGGAGGCGGCACUGCGGAGACUGGCAAAGCACUCAGAUACGUUUCGCAGCUUUUUGACCCUUCGAAGGGAUUGGGCGGCCGUCCUGGCGUCCCACACAUCCUGGUCGUCGUAUCUCAGGGGAAGGCGACGGAUGCCGCUGCUGCCGCUGAUGUCGCUGAUGCUGCGGAGAGGUUAAAGGGGCAAGGAGUCCUCAUCUAUGCUGUUGGCAUCAGCAAUGAAGAAAACCGUGAAGAUACGUUCAUACUGGGCAGUGGUGUCUCCAACAAGCGCUUUUUACUGGAGGACUUCAGUGAGCUUCAGGCAAAGUCAGAGCAAAUUGGGGCUGACAUCUGUCAUUUCUAGCCGCCUUAGAGGCCGUUGAGGCUGUUGAGGCUGACAUCUGUCAUUUCUAGCCGCCUUAGAGGCCGUUGAGGCUGUUGAGGCUGACAUCUGUCAUUUCUAGCCGCCUUAGAGGCCGUUGGGGCUGACAUCUGUCAUUUCUAGCCGCCUUAGAGGCCGUUGGGG
Engraulis encrasicolus (European anchovy) is the source of this 2814-nucleotide messenger RNA. Its product is annotated as collagen alpha-4(VI) chain-like. Bases 1 to 2652 code for a protein of 883 amino acids. NCBI's taxonomy places the organism in Eukaryota, Metazoa, Chordata, Actinopteri, Clupeiformes, Engraulidae. The record is from RefSeq and is a predicted model, not a curated record. The transcript is spliced from 5 exons.